AUGCCUCCGCAAGUAGACCCAAUUCCUAGCGGAGUUGUUUUCGAAUCGGACACGCAAACAGAUGAUCUUGGACUUGACAAGGAUGUAUCGGUACUGAAGAAAGCAACGCCCAAGAAACACGAACUAGUCUGGUUUAAUAUCAUCUGGUUCCUGUUCUUACACAUUAGCUCUCUUUACGGACUGUAUCUUGUGUUUACGUCCGCUAAAUGGCAAACUAAUGUUUUUGCAUUUGGCGUGCACUUGAUGUGUGCGAUAGGAAUCGGGGCUGGAUCUCACAGGCUAUGGACACAUAGAAGUUUCAAAGCUAGAACACCGCUGAGAAUCGUUUUGAUGAUUUGGCAAACAAUGGGCUUCCAGGACUGCAUCUUCGAAUGGGCUCGGGACCACAGGACGCACCACAAAUACGCAGACACCGAUGCUGACCCCCACAAUGCUGAGAGAGGCCUGUUCUUUUCACAUAUGGGAUGGCUCUGCUGCAAGAAGAGCCCUGAAGUUAUCGAAGGUGGCCGAAGAAUAGACUUGAGUGAUCUUUACGCUGAUCCCGUCGUUAUGUUUCAAAAGAAGCAUUAUAUGAAAAUGAUGCCGAUUCUAUGCUUCGUGCUACCUACAGUCAUUCCUGUGUACUUCUGGGACGAGACAUGGUUGAAUGCAUUCUUCAUUCCGACAAUAUUACGAUACACGUGCGGAAUUAACGUUGUGUGGAGCGUGAACAGUUUCGCUCAUACAUUCGGCUAUAGGCCUUAUGACAAGUCGUUGAACCCACGAGAGAAUAUCGGCGUAUGGAUGAUUUGCGUGGAAGGUUUUCACAACUACCAUCACACGUUCCCGUGGGACUACCGCGCGACUGAACACCCUUUGUACAACAUGUUGACGCCUACAAUCGUGUUUAUAGACGCGAUGGCCAUGAUCGGACAAGCAUACGACUUGAAAACCGUGCCUCAUGAUAUAAUAAAACAACGCACACAUAGAACUGGCGACGGGACACAUCAGCUAUGGGGCUGGGAUGAUCCAGAAUUCAAUGAAAAACUCAAAGAGAAAUAUUCGCGAGUCAGUUACGCAGAAAGAAAAUGUGGUUAGAAUCUAAGACUGCAAAAUAAUUUAUUUUAUUUUAAAAACUUGAUUGGCUAGAAUAUGGUGGAAAAAACAAGUUGUAAAUAAAAGUUUGAAAUCGUGUUUUUUGUUUGUUUAAAUAAGCAUGCCAUUAACU
Bombyx mandarina (wild silkworm) is the source of this 1207-nucleotide messenger RNA. RefSeq names its product acyl-CoA Delta-9 desaturase. Gene Ontology annotation, molecular function: iron ion binding; stearoyl-CoA 9-desaturase activity. The record is from RefSeq and is a predicted model, not a curated record. Gene Ontology annotation, biological process: unsaturated fatty acid biosynthetic process. Lineage: Eukaryota; Metazoa; Arthropoda; Insecta; Lepidoptera; Bombycidae. Gene Ontology annotation, cellular component: endoplasmic reticulum membrane.